GUAAAAAAGCAUAUUAUUUUUAUCACUUAGAGAAUGCUCUUCUAUAAAAUUUGUUUAACAAAAUAUUUUAUUUUGCUUGUGUUAAACAUCGUACAAAUUAAGAAUGAAUUUAUAACAGAUUCUUGGGAUAAAGAUACUGUAAAUUUUGACUUUGACGAGGAAGCUAACCCAGAACCUCAUACGGUAAAAUCUACAGUUGUUAAAAAAACAAAUGAAUUUGCAAGAUAUGAAAAAAAGCCAGAUAAACGAUAUAAUGUCUAUGACGAGGUAACGACAGUUGCCAAUCAGGAUCUAGCAGGUGCUGAGGGUCCUGCAAAUCUCGUUAAGAAACACUACCAGAAAAAAUUGCGUUUAGCGAAAAAAAACACUUUUGACAAUAGCGAUGAACGUUACUCUGCAAGUUCAUUGGAACACGCACUUCCAAGUUAUAAGAAGUUUACUAUUACGUCCCUAGGCGCAUCUAAGCAAGUAACUGAUGACGGAAACCAACUGAAAAAAGAUACAAUACAACCUGUAGUUAAACCAAAAAAAUAUAAAAAGAAAAUAUCUAAAGUUGUCAAGAAACAAACAUCUCCUUAUACAUAUCAAUCACCUGGAUAUGGAGGAUUGCUUAAGACUACAACUACAACGCUUGCUCCUAAAAUAGCGUGGGUACCAAGUUGAAAUAAUUUUAAACAAUUUUAGUGAUGUUAUUAGAAAUCAAUAUAUUGAAAUAAAAUUCUAUAAAUAUUUAAUAAAUGAACUUAUUUUAUGUAUUUAACAAUAAAUACUUUUAUGUAAUUAAUGCAAGUUAUGUAAAAAGCGAUUAUUUAACCGAAUAAAAAAGUAUGAUUUAUAUA
Molecule: messenger RNA, 839 nt
Organism: Hydra vulgaris (swiftwater hydra)
Lineage: Eukaryota; Metazoa; Cnidaria; Hydrozoa; Anthoathecata; Hydridae
Source: RefSeq, a predicted model, not a curated record